AUGCCGUUCAAAGUAGUUGAAAAUGCCAAAUGUCCAAAAUGUAAUCAAAAUGUUUAUGCAGCUGAAGAAGUACCAGCAGCUGGAAAAAAAUGGCAUAAAAUGUGCUUCAAAUGUGGUUUAUGCAAAAAAAUGUUAGAAGCAAUGACAAUGGCUGAGCAUGAUGGCAAUGUUUAUUGUAAACAAUGUUUCGGACAAGGAGCAGGAACACUUGGAAUGGAUACUGGUGAACAUCUUGGUAACAAAGACGGAUCACAAAUGACAAACAAACCCAAUUAUGCAGCACCACCAGGCGUAGCGCAACAAGAAUAA
Molecule: messenger RNA, 309 nt
Organism: Didymodactylos carnosus
Lineage: Eukaryota; Metazoa; Rotifera; Eurotatoria; Philodinida; Philodinidae
Source: the annotation of a GenBank genome assembly